This is a messenger RNA of Schistocerca gregaria, 1138 nucleotides long. RefSeq lists its product as uncharacterized. The record is from RefSeq and is a predicted model, not a curated record. The transcript is spliced from 3 exons. The coding region runs from base 160 to 741 and encodes 193 amino acids. Lineage: Eukaryota; Metazoa; Arthropoda; Insecta; Orthoptera; Acrididae.
GAAAUUUGACAAAUGUCGUCCAAUAUUUGAUCAAAUCUAGGGCGAGGCCGUAUAUUUGAUCAAAGAAAUCGCCUGUCUUCUGUUCAUUGCAAUGCGAUAUGUUACCACGCGGAGCGCCAGCAUCGCUGGAGCGUUCUGUCAUCUUUUGUGUUUGUAAACAUGGCUGCUAAAUAUAGUUGGUGUGUGGCGUCUACCACAAAAUUAAUUGAAAUGUAUGAGGCGGAUGAAGCGCUUUACAAUGUGAGGCACCCUGAUUACAAAAACAGAUUACGAAGAUUGGAGAGCUAUAAAAAUAUAGCAGAGAUCAUUAGCCAUGACAUAAGGCCUGGAUGUACGGCCGAGGACAUAAAGAGGAAGAUAAAUGGCCUCCGCACAAGCUACUCGUACGAGAAAGCAAAAAUGCAUAAAAGCAAAAGUGGAGCCAGUGCACAGGCGGCGUACACACCACAAGUGUACUGGUUUCAAAUGCUCAAAUUUCUCGACCAAGCAACCGAGGCAGACGAGAGUGUGUGUAAUCUAGAGAGUACGGAAAGUGAGAGUGAACGUGCCACACCCACGUUUGAGGAAAUGUUUGAGCGUGAGAUGCAAGAGCCUGUCGCAUGUAGCGAGGCACAGCCACAGCCCCAGCGUCAAGAACGGCCUCCCACUAAAAGAAGGAAAGUCACGCCAGACGUGGCAACAAACGUCAUGGAGGAGGCCAGCAGAACACUUAAGGCUAUGGCUGAUGUGCCAGAACCAUGACUGUCCAUGAAGACCGCUACAGCACCCUUGGCGCCCACAUCGCAGCAGAACUUCGUGAAAUGGAGAAAGUGGGCGGCAGGGAAUACACCACUGCCACUAUGCACGGUCUGGAGCGGACAUUAAUGGACAGGUGGGAUUUUCUGCAUGCGACAGCCCGUACACAACCGUCGACCUCAGGAUAUAUCCAGGCUGCCUUGCAACAGGCUGGAAUAGAGGAAGAUGAUUCUAUUCUUUAAAUAUGUAUGCAUAUAAUUUUUGUAUCUCUCCAAUCUUUGUAAUCUGUUUUUAUAAUCAGGGUGCCUCACAUUGUAAAGCGUCUCAUCCGCUUCAUACAUCUCUAUUAAUUUUGUGGUAUCACACAUCCAUUGUAAUUUGAUAAGUAACUAAAAUAAAAUAA